Messenger RNA from Diorhabda sublineata, 906 nucleotides. RefSeq names its product guanylate cyclase 32E-like. Lineage: Eukaryota; Metazoa; Arthropoda; Insecta; Coleoptera; Chrysomelidae. The record is from RefSeq and is a predicted model, not a curated record. The annotation marks the transcript as partial. The transcript has 7 exons.
UCGACUUUUACUGUGAAAUUUGUUCGAAUAAAGAAGCUAGUAGGCAACUGGAAAACCAAUAAAGAUUAUUUGGAUCCGUUUCUGAAUCAAGAAAAUUGGGGAAACAUCAGCGAUGUGAUGGGAUUUCGAUCGGUAUUGAAACUAACACCUUCUCACCCCAGAAAUCCAAAUUAUAAAUACAUUUGCGAGCAAAUCAAAUCGACAUCGGCCAAGCCUCCAUUUUGUGUUCCAUAUCAUCAUAAAAUAUUCGAUAGCAUAUCUGUACCCAUUCAAGCGGCGUAUUUAUACGACGCCGUCAUGAUUUACGCGCGAGCUCUUACGGAAGUUUUCGAAAAUAACGAAGAUCCACGAAACGGCACCGCCAUUUUAGAUAGGAUCAUCAACAGAUCCUACCACUCUAUACAAGGAUACGAUGUAUUUAUAGACGGAAAUGGGGACGCGGAAGGUAAUUUCACUGUUGUAGCUCUGCUCGAUGACAAAGAGAUGAACGGAACGAUCCGCAUGAGCAUGCAACCGGUCGGAUAUUUUCAAUACAAACCUAACGGAAGUAAUACGAUGUUCGCUUUACCCGAAUUUAAAUAUUUCGAUUUGGAUCGUCCCAUACAAUGGGUUGGUGGGAAAUUACCACGCGCGGAGCCGAAAUGUGGUUUUAAAGGGGAGAAAUGUAUUUAUAAAAUCGAUUGGAGAUUGGUGGCUACUAUGGUACUUGUAUCGACUAUAGUAAUAGUGGGAAUAUUGUUUGCAGUGAGAUAUACCAAGUUGUUCAUUAAAAGAUUCAUCCUUCAACACGAAGAGAUCGAUUUUGUAGUAGUCGGUACCAAUUCAAAAUUAGAUAAAUUCCUUCAAAAAGAAAACAACCCCUUCGAUAUAAUCAGAAAAACUAUUUUUAACGGUAGAUUGGAACGU